This is a messenger RNA of Anneissia japonica, 5735 nucleotides long. RefSeq names its product gephyrin-like. Gene Ontology annotation, molecular function: molybdopterin molybdotransferase activity. Gene Ontology annotation, cellular component: dendrite; cytosol; cytoplasm. The record is from RefSeq and is a predicted model, not a curated record. Gene Ontology annotation, biological process: Mo-molybdopterin cofactor biosynthetic process; gamma-aminobutyric acid receptor clustering; postsynaptic neurotransmitter receptor diffusion trapping. The transcript is spliced from 3 exons. Lineage: Eukaryota; Metazoa; Echinodermata; Crinoidea; Comatulida; Comatulidae. Bases 867 to 2585 code for a protein of 572 amino acids.
GUGGGCUCUUAUCUAUGAUGUUUCUGAAGACGAGUUAGACUGUGCAAUGGGUUUAUUAUAGUAUGUUCUAAAUGUCCUCUAAAUACUCCAUCCAACCAGUGAUAGAAUAUCUAAAAUUGGAACCUGAUGUUUAUGUGCAGUUGAAACUGCUGCUGCUCGCUUUUAGUGUGCUUUGUAAAGUUUGUAUCAAUGCCUGAUUUCUACAGAACGGUAUGAAGCCAACGUGAUAUCGUUUCCUUCGUAACAACGCAAUAUGGUUUCCUGUAACUGAAGAAUUACUGUGUAGUGUCACCUCUGAGAGACUCUGUACGAAGGAGGUAUUCAUUUAAUAGAAGAUAUACUCACAAUCUUUCAGCAUUUUGGUACGAUUGGGUUCCUGUUAAACCUGUGUUCCCUGGUCUACUUUGAGUAAAUCUUGAAUACUAAAAUUGACUGAAAUUGUGUUCAUAACCAUAUAAUCAGUUCUAAGGAGAUGUAAGGGUCUGGCACCGCUGUGCUGUUAAUAAUGCAAUAAGCAUGUAUAGCCCAUAUGAUAAAAAUGUCAUCUUAUUAGGCGCACGUAUCCAUCUCUUAGUACAGCUGCUCGCGGUGCAGUUUUCCACCUGCAGAGUGUAAAUGUAGCAUUUUUUCUGCAUUAUUAUUUUGAAUUAAUUAAUUUUAUUCAAAAUUAUUUAUUUAUUUUUAUGUAUAUUUAUUUAUGACAGACCUGACAUGGAAGGAAAGAUAGGCAAAAUAGAUGCAAAUACUCUUCGGGGUCACCAUCCAUCACCACCCUGGUGCAUUCCCGGACCUCUGCCUAGGUGGCUCGAACAAAGGAUAUGUUAAGUCCCUGAGUCCCAAAUCGGCUACAGGAGGUACUGGAUGAAAUGCCUUCAUCAUGGAAAAGAAAUAUAUCCAAGGGGAAAAAGCAGAAUUCAUCUCAAGAUCAAGGAAAGAAUCAACAAAAAAUGAGUGAAUCCACAAAAUAUGUUUCAUCAAAAGAGCCUAAGAAAAGAAAUUUAUUUGGUAGAUCCAUCCCAGAGCAUCUUAGAUCACCAGGCCUUGACAAAGAGUGUUUCGUUUUAAUCAAGCGACAUAAAACAAAUAUUGAUAUGUUAGAUAAUUGCAUAAUGAAUGUUAAUCGGGAUUCCUGUGCCUGUGAUGAUAGCAACUGUGAUGUUGGUGGUGAUGGAAACAUAUCACAGGAUUCAUUAAGUGGUUCAACUGUGCAUCCUGAAUGUACCAUAAAUUUACCAGAACUGCUAUUGCAUCCAGAGACAACUAUAAAUCAAUCAAAGUCAGGUGAUACUCAUCAACAAUUCACCAUAAGUAGGGAACAAUUUACAAGUAAUUCUCUCACCAACAGAAAUUCUGGGAAAAGGGAUUCCCAACAGAAUAUGAAAAGAGGAGAAGUUAAUGUUUCGCCAGAAGUAAACCAAAGUCUUGAUUGUGGAGAUAACUUUUAUGAGAACUUAAUCAGAGAAAAUGAUGUAGACAUGGAAAGGCAUAUGGAAAAUCUGGCAGGUGGCGCUAAUUGUGUUAAGAGUUUGAGCGCUACAGACAGUGGUAGUAGUUGCAGAAAAUCAAAGACAAGUUGCCAUGAAGAAAAAAAUUGUGUUAUUGAGCGGGAAGAUGAAGAAGUGUGCGAGGAUGGUGGGUCUGAGAUGGAUAUUAGUAGACUUUUGUCAACAGUUUCUCGCAGAGAAAAACAGUCAAAUAUUUGUUCAAAGAAAAUUCUAACUAAAUCACCUGGGAAUACAAAGGAUUCUCUAGACAUCUAUGACUAUGAAUCUUCUGACAAUGUGAGUAGUGUGAAUGUUGAAAAAACUAAUGAAGCUGUUGUCAGUCAUUGUAGAAGGUCUGGCAAAUGUCAGAGUUCAAAGUCAAAACGUAAGAAAAAAGACGAUGGAUGUCACGUAUCAACAAGAAACUACAUUGCACCAGUUGGGAUUGGCCUUCAGAAGUUCCUACUUAAUUUGGACCUACUCCAAGGGUUAAAACUGCAUCAUGGAAAACGUGACGUAAAGCGAAAAUUUGUUAAGAUGCAGCGGCAAGAGACAGCCAUGAAGAUCAAAUCAUGGCAGAGGGGUCAGCGUAUUCAUGAGAAUGUUCGCUAUGAUGACCACUUUUUGUUAACUGAAGAAGGAAAAAAGUUAGCUCAGCAAAUGAAGAGACGGGAACGUAGAGUGCAAUAUGUUGUUAAUUGGUACAUAUGGUGCCCAGGUCAUGGAAACUGUCUGCGCAAGUGCGGUGGAUACGGCCAAUGUGUUGAAGGUUGUAAAGGAAAAAUUAACAAACAGGAUCGACACAAUUGCAGUGUUCUUAUCAAUUUAAAACUUUAUCCAAAUAAUAUAAAAAUGUGGGUUAUUAGCAUCAGUGGUGACCAUAUUCCCCCUGGAAACCCCACUCGCUGGAUACCACCGGCAAGUGAUAGAUUACAAUUAGAUGAUGAAAUGCAUGAUAGUAUAUUAAGUAUGGUUGCUGAAGGUUGUACAUUGAAUGAGAUCUACAGAAGACUUCAAGCAGAAAACCAGGACAGAGAAAUUCCUCACAUCAAGAAAAUAAAAAGUUUCAUUGGUUAUUUGAAGUACCAACAGACUAAAUAAGCAUGAUGACUUACAAUACAAUAUGUAUAUAUUGCUUUAAUCAUUGAAACAUCAGUUACUAUUUGAGUUUGGUAAUUAUGCAAAAGUGGAUGACACCUUAUAUAUAUACAAUGUUUGUGUAAUAUGAUACUUUUUCUAUUUUUUCUGAAUACAUUAUUAACUUCAGAUUGAAUUUAAUCUAUAUAAUCUCCUAAAUAAAUCUCUUAAACAAAAUUCUGUACAAAUAUAUAUUACUAGAUAUAAAAAAUAAUGUUAAAAAUACUUAAAAUAAUAGGAUUGAUAUUUAAGUAUUUUUUCAAAAUUAUCAAUCAGAGUACUUUAAAGGCUAAGUAAUAAAUGUGUCUGUCUUUUACCAAAACUAAUGAACCUUUUAUUAAUUCCAAAGUUUGGUAUUGGAAAAUAUUUAAUGUUUACAUAAAGCUAGUUUUGAUAGGGGUAGCAUUUUAUUUUUAUGAAAUAAAUUUUUGUUGUUGAUCAGCAAAUUGAAUAUGUAAAUUUGGUAAUAGAAUGACAAGUCAUAUAAACAUAAUAAAUUUUUAAUUGAGUCCCGAGUAACAUUUCACAUAUCCUUGUUAUUAUUAAUAAACUGUAAAUAUUUAUUGAAUGGAAUGUAAAUGAUCCUUAUCUUUCUGGACUAGAUAUUUUGUUCAGACUUUGUAGGCAUUCUAUGAUAAUUAGUUUGAAUUGUAUUAUAAGUUACAUAUUGUAUAUAAAAUUUGUUUAUUAAUUGUUUGGGAUAUCCACCACAACUGAUAAAGUAGAGUAGGUCUCGGGUGGGGACACAUUGAUAUUUCAACUCUCAACACUCCCAAUUUAUUCAUUAGCACCGAUCUUGGGAACAGCAGUGAUGGGUGUAAGUAAUUUGUAAAUGAAAGCUUUUGUCAGUCUGUUACCAUCCGUCUGUUACCAAAACUAUAUUGAUAAAAGUCAUAACUAACAUAUCAACAAAAGUGGAAAAUAAAUGCUAUGGAUUUAUUAGAAUAUGUUUAAAUAUUAAUGAAAAAACUGUACAACGCUUUCUGGAAUGUUUGUGUUUAGCCAUGUCUCACAAAAACACUUAACAUUCGCUUCUCUAAAAUCUGACAAAUACUUUGUGCUGGCACGUAAUUCAUCUACUUUAUUUUUUAGGCUGCGAACAUUUCCGAAAAUAACUGUGGGAAGAGGUGGGUUAAAAUGUCGUCACAACUAGUUUAUUCAACUACAACAGCAUAUAUUUGAUAUGUAUCAAUGUUUGUGUUGUUGUCCAGUUCUUUAACCACUUUUCGUAUGUCCCCAAAUAACAACUCAGUGGGUUUCAUAGCUGGUUGACAAUCUCAGGUUUAAGUAGCUCUUUCCUCAGGCACAACAAUUCCAAAUUUGCAUUAGCCAAUAAGGCUAUGGCAUCUUGGCCUUGCGUGUCAAGAUUUUUUGUAUUCUGGGCAUACCUAGCCAUCACUGUCAUACCCUUAAUGAGUGGCUUCUGAAUACGUUGCCGUUGUAGAUCAUGGUAUCAAGUCUUGGCUGUAUGCUCUCCCAUAUUAAAUUUGGAUUUUUUGAACGUGGAAGCAUUUGUCACAAUGGUAAUGUGAAGUUCCGCUUGUUACUUCUUUGGGCCUUGUUGACUCUCCCCUCCACCAACCAAAGAAUAUUACCCCUUUCAGACAGACCUGCAAAACGGUAUUAAUACCGUAUUUCUCGAACGCCGGCGUUCUAUGUGAAAGGGUAAAUAUGCCUAAACGUCGGCUUCAGUUAGACCUCCUCGGGACCUAGUCUUAAUACCGCAUUAAUACCGUAGCAAGUUUUGCCCAACUCGAUGUGAACGGGUACAGGGUUCAUCGCCGUCUUACGCACUGAGGCAUAACAAAUCAGACGGUCACACGAGCAGCCAUCAACCGCUGCUGCAGCUAACAAAGCCGAUGAAAUUGCUAGCUGACAGUUCUUUAGACGCGAAAAUCGCCUGCACCUAGCUGCUCGAAAUUCAAGCCGGCCUCGCCUUAAACGCUUCCUAAAUUCUUUCUUCCCUUGAACGAAAAGCAUUAGAAACCUUCUGUUUCUCAAUUUUUAUGUAUUGCAAACAUAGCAAGCAUUAAAAAACAUUUGCAAAGCAGCAGUUUUAUGACUUCAUCUCUGGCCAUAUUGGAUUAAUGAAGUAAACAAAAACUUGCGCCCUCUUUGUUAACUCUCUCUUUGUCCAAAAAAAAAAAAAAAUAUUCAAAAUACUGAUGAAUACUGUAUUUAUUAGAUGGUGUAUUAGGAUAGUAAGAAAUGUCUAUUGCUAGACAAUGUACAUAUGUUUUUUUUUCCUUAAAUCUUAUAUUGUGAAUUAUUAUUGUUGCACAAUAGCGAUUGUGCCUCUGUUACAAAAGAGAAACAAUAAAGUUAUUAUUAUUGUUAAAAAGCACAAGUGCCACAGACAUCAAAUACUCCUUCACGCAAGAAGCCUUUCAGACAGGAUACGGUAUUAUUACCGGAUUUUAACUAGCUGUUUGAAAGGGUCUGCGCCGGCAAUAACGGCGGCGUGAUUAGGGUAUUAUUGCGGUAUUUUCUGUCUGAAAGGGACUUAAGUGUAUUGGGAUGCCAAUGUACAGGUUAGGGGUUUGAGUGAGACCACCUGAUGAGACUUCCCACGGAACAAAUUGUACUAAAUAAUAAUGCCAUAGGGAAAAUAUUACUUUGUUGUACUUUAAAAAGUACUUCUCAAAGUUUAAAAGUAACACUUUAACAGGAAUGUUUUAUACUAUGGUACAGUAUCUGUGAAUAUCCUUAAUUAUAAUAAAAUUUGUGAGGAAUACAAUUAGUGAUAUUUGAGCUUUUGUAUGUUUUGUGAUUAAAAAAUGAAAUCUUAUAAAUGGAAAAGACUUUUAUUUGUAACAGUCACUGCAAAGGACUGGCUGCUAUCACACCUACCAGUAUUGCUACAGUGUAUAACAAUGUGAAAAUAUAUAGGUAGAUACUGUAUAUAAAAGGUGAAUGAAUAUUUGAGGACUGUUUCUACUUUCAUCAUUCACUUAUUUGUAGUUACAUGUUAUACCAUUAUUCCUGACAAGGACAGUCAUACUCGUUUUCAAUUGCAAGAUGUGGGAAUGUGUAAUUUGUGUGUUUAAUUCCCCCAAAAAUAUUCACAUUUUUACAGGAGAAAUUCAUUAUUAAAUGCCAACCACAGAAAAUUUA